AUGGAGUGUUUCAAUGACCUUCUGCACAAGCUGAGGGAGGUUCACGAGCGGGAAGUGGAGGGGUGGCAGGUGAAAGUCCAAGAGCUGUCGAACAAGAAAGGCUGUGAUACAAAGCGAAUGGAGGAGCUGUUCACCAGAAACCAGCAGAUGAAAGAGCAGCAGAGAUUACUCACCGAGAACAUCAAGACUCUGGAGAACAGGCUGAGGGCAGGGCUCUGCGACAGAUGUACAGUAACUCAGGAGGUGGCCAAGAGAAGGCAGCAGGAAUUCGAGGCCUCGCAGAUCCAGAGCCUCCAACACAUCUCUCUACUCGCUGGAGAAUUGAACAACUUGCGAAAGGAGAACAAAAGGCUGAGGGAUGAGAUCAGGACUUUUAAAGCAGCACUUGAAGGUCCCAGCAAUCACUCCUCCAGCAGCAGCACGUCGGAGGUCAAACCAAACAGCUCUCCUGAACUUUCUCCGUCCUCCUCCGGACCAGUGGCCCUUGUUACUAAUCCAGUGACCAGCAGAGCCGGAAGCCAGCCAGCAGAUGGCGAUGUUGCAGUGAAAACGGACACGGAACAAAGAAGUGAAGAAACUGAGCGGAGGCAGCAGAGAGGAACCAACAGAAGCCAUUUGGAGUCCUACAAGCCUCAUCCACUGUCGCCUCUCGGUUUACCGACCUGGAAGGUGGAACACAACACGACCCGAGAGAGGAGACCUCAAGGUGUUGAAGUUCUGGACCAGCGCUCCUCCAUCCCUCCUCCAGCUCACCUGAAGACCUCUUCCUCCUCCUCGUCCUCCCCUGGUAGAGAUGUGAAGCCCAGCAGACAUGUUCUUCAUGCUCCGGUUCCCUGUCGGCCUCAACCCACCAAGAGCUCCCCGGUUUCCCUCCCCUGGCCGCUAUCUGACUCCUCUGACUGGGUCAACAUGGCGGCUGCAGGAAGCAACCCGCUGAUUCAAACGUCUCCGAAAAUAAACUUCCCUCGCUUCCCCAACCUGAUCCCCACCAGCCAACAGGCCAGCCUUCGACGGCCGGGUUUCAGCUCCCCCUGGCCGAAGCAAAACGCCUCUCAGCCCCCAAACAAAGAGCCCACGGUGGUGUUCAGGUUGAGAGGGUUGACUGAUUUUGCGGAGAGUCAAACUAAACCUCCGGUGAAGGAGUCCCCACCUUUGAAGGCAGAGAGGGUCUCUGGAGAAGCAUGCGAUGCACCGCUGGACCUGUCUGAUCGAGGGAAGUCCAAAUCCAGCCAGACAGCAAGAGAGGAUUCACCGUUAGCCCUACAAGGUGGAUCAAAACUGCAGAAGAGUCCUGACAAGGAUGUAAAUCCACCAGUAUCAUCGCCAUCACCCGCUGUCCUGCCUUCAUCCUCCUGUACGACAUCGAUUAAACAGCAAGAAGAAGAGCCGAGCAGCGACCACAACCACAAGGUUGCAAAAGAGCAGGAGCAGAACGAGGAGGUAAACGGAAAACCAGACCAAAGCAAUGGGAAGAAGGUGCCUGUCCUCACCAUAUCAUUACGUCCAGUAGUCGUGCUGGAGACUCUGAACUCUGCUCUGCAGAAGCAAGAAUCUUUAUCCUCGAAUGGGAAGUCGUCGUCACCAGAUAACGAACCAGAGACCAACUCUGAUGAUCAGGACGAAGACGAGAGCAGUUCAGGGCGAGAAAGUAGCCGAGGCUGUAAGAGGAAGAGGACGCCGGUGGAGACAGAGACCGACAAAGACUCUGACUCUAGCAACAGGAAUCAGGACAGGAAAAUCAAGAUCAGGGUGAGAAAUGAGGAGCAGAGCUCAAGCUAGAAGACGAUGAGUGACAUCAAAACCUCCAAUAUCUGAUCAAUCAACUGCAAACACAACAUAAAACAUCACAUUAUACAGUUCAUACAGCUGGAAGGUACUCACCCAGCAGACAAGAAGCAGCAUUUGCAUUAAUUCUGACUCGUGUUUCUAUCUAUCUGCAGACAAUAAGCUGGAUAUUCACUUUGUUUUUAGCUCUGCUUUGUUCUCCACCAGUUUCCUUUAAUGCUCCGCUAAGUUUACAGGAACCAAAAUGGUAAAGAUGUGAGCUGUGAAAUCAAUUAAUGGACGUUGGAAAAAAACAAAUCUGUUGAAGCUUAACAAGAGGAGUAUUUUGAUCAAAAAUUGAUAUAAAAACAUCGAUCCAAGCAACUUUAGUUCUUAAAAACCCUAUGUGAGAGGUCGUUAUCGAGCCGGGAAUUGAUUUUAGUGAUUAAAUUUCAAGUUUGCAUUUGUAUUUGUAUUUAUUCUGAACUCCAUUAGCUGCAACAUGUGCAGCUACUCUUUAUGGAGUCAGUCCAACAGCAUUACAAAGAAAACAUUUUACACCUGUUUUUCACCACAUAAUACCAAAAUAAACGUGACCCCCCACCCCCCAACCAUUCACACACAUUCACACCCACACACACCUACUUAAAGAUCUUACAAAAGCAAAGACAAACAAAAACAAAUACCUUUGGACCAAAAAAGUAAUAUCACAAAAGAUGCCUUUUUAAAAGAAAUUUAAACUGCCGUUUACUGUUUGCAUGAGUGACGUCACUUGGCAAAGAGUUCCAAUUUAUCAUAGCCCUGUACAUUACACUACUUGUUCCCAUAUUUCCUUUUACUGAAGGUAAUUUAAAUUUCCCCUCUGUGGCAUGUCUUGUUUCAUAACAAUGAACAUCGGAACUGAAAUCUAUUCUUUGAUAGAGUAUAUUUGGUCAUUUGGAUUCAAUAAUAUUUCUUGUCAAAUUUAGCAGCGAUGCUUUAAAUCUGUCAUUUAUCUUUAACCAAGACAACACAUUAUGCAUCCAGUUUACAUUCGUUCUAAAUGGACAUCUGAGAGCACAUCUCGCUGCUCUGCUUUGAAUUAUUUGUAAAAUGUUUAAAUCUGAUGCAGCAGCACAUGACCACAUUUCAGAACAGUAAUCUAAUUGUGACAGUACAAGUGUUUUUAUAACAUCUGUGGUCGUGUUCAGAGGUAACAUGUGAGAACGUCUUCUAACUGUUGAGAGACCUCUGCCCAUCUUACGGGCCGCAGUUCUAAUAUGUUUAGACCAGGAUAGCUUAUUAUCAAUCUCAACACCAAGAAGUUUUAUCUCCAUGACCUGCUCAACAGUUGUAUCUUUGACCACCAAUUUCAGUUUGGGUUCAUUCAACAGCAUAUUUCUGGUUCCAAACACAAUGCUCUUUGUCUUACCAGUGUUUAAAGCAAGCUUGUUAUUUGUGACCCACUCAUCUAUAGAUCUUAAAUCAGUCAUUAAAACAUUUUGAAGUUCUUCUAUUGCAUUUCAACUGUCCUCAUCUGACAUGUUUUCUUUUGUGUUUUUUCAUUUUAAUUUCUAUUCAUACGGUUUUUAAACUGGAUUUAGGGCUGUAUUUUAUGUAAAUUAUAAAAAAGAUUAAAAGUUAAAGGCCAGAAUUUUAGAAAACUGUUUUAAAAAUAUCACUAAACCUGCGUUUACUGAUGUUUGGCUACUUAGAGGAAGAAAAGACAAACUUCAACAGUUUCCUUUUACACAUUCAGCAGCGAUGGAGCAAAAAGUAGCAUUGAUUUGCAUUAAUUUGUGAAAGCUGUGGCAUGUAAAACCAAAACGACGAGCUAAAGAUGCAAAAAAAAAAUUGUCUCCAGGGAGCUGCAUUCGAUAAUAUAUUAAAGUUUGUUCUAAGGAGUAACUCAUUUUGCAAUACAAAUAGCCUUUUUAAUCAGUUUUUACAUGAAAAUAUGAAAUAUAGCAGCUUUAAUAUGCAGAUAUUGAUGAGAUUUUAAAGAGGUUUUCACAGUGAACAUUUAAAAUAAAGGUAGAUUCCACAUAUGGGAUGAAACAGAAGUCAAAAAGAAGCCACAACUACUAAACUCAGGUUCAAUUAAGAAAAGAGACGCCUGUUGUUUUACUUCCUCAAAGCUUCCCGGUGAAGAGCCGUUAUUUUUGGAGGCCUCUGUGUUCUGCUUGGUUGCAUUUUAGUCGUCCUUGUGUUCAGCUCUUGCGAUUUCGGCAGAUUUUCAGAAGUUAACGAUGUUUGCGAUGUCUGACACAUGAACCAGAGCUGUUUGUCGUGUAAACAUCACAUUAGUAUCGAUUAUUGGGAGGCACAAAAUCGAUUUUCAUCGAGUCCCUGAAGCCAAAACUACAGUAAAAUGAAGGUAAUGGUCAUUUUAACAUCUCCAAAUGCUCAACCUUUGCUGAGGGUUGCUGUUAUGGACUUUAGUGUGAGUGUUAACACAUUCUGCCGAGCUGCUGGGUGGAGAAACCGGCUCAGAAAUUCACACAUUUUGCAACACCAUCAAACUGUUUUUGUGUUUUCAUCAAACUGCAGCUCUGAACAGCAGCCCAACUGAAGACAAGUGCAACAACUCAGAGUCUUCAUGUAGAUAAUGAGUACAUUUAUCAGGUUUAACUGCUCUGUCCGGUGCAUUCUCAGGUGUUGAUCGGUCAGAACUGUUUCCAGUCCCUCUGCAGCAGUUAAACCCCUCUCGACUUCUCAUCUUCUGGUUAACAUUUACAGACAUUUUCUGUUUAAAAGCCAAAUAAGUGCAACUUUUCCUGGCACUGUUGGCUAUUUUUUACCACAGCGACACCUCCCUUCUCUCCGUUUAGUCGUCAUGCGUAGCCUGCGAAGAAAGACGGAAAAGAAAAAACAUGUUCCUCUUCCUCUUUUUUCAGAAUGUACAUUUUUUUGCAAGUAUUAACUUUCCACUCUCAGCUGUGACAAAUGUGUGAAUCGAGGCAACGAAACACAGAGAGAAAGUCCGCUAAAUGUGUAAAAGAACUAUAGAUGUUCUUUUAAUUGAGGAGAAGUUUCUUUCCAAUUCUUCAUUUCUUUUGUGCACUUUUUAAAAAUUUUCCUGUGCAUGAAACAUCCCAGCGCCAUCCUGUGCUCUCCUAAUGCUGUUCUAUUGAUCUGUACUGUUUCUGUUAUGCCUCUCUGGUACCAUUAUAUUCCAUUAAGUAAAGUUCUUUGUCAAUGGUCAGAGGACAAAGCGGCCUUUUCCAUGUCAUUUAAUUAAAAUGUGUGCUACUGUAAGUGCUUCGACUUCCACAGAAUGCUCAUCUGUCAAGCUAAAUACUGCUCUGUUGUGUUUUUGUAAGAAUACUAAAGCACUCUCUCUUUUAGAGCUUCUUCUAUAAAUGCUCUAUUUUCCGACACUGAAAUAAAUUUCUGUUCUUCA
Acanthochromis polyacanthus (spiny chromis) is the source of this 5146-nucleotide messenger RNA. RefSeq names its product retinoblastoma binding protein 8-like (gene rbbp8nl). Gene Ontology annotation, molecular function: Y-form DNA binding; double-strand/single-strand DNA junction binding; damaged DNA binding. Lineage: Eukaryota; Metazoa; Chordata; Actinopteri; Pomacentridae. The transcript is spliced from 13 exons. Gene Ontology annotation, cellular component: site of double-strand break. Bases 1 to 1779 code for a protein of 592 amino acids. The record is from RefSeq and is a predicted model, not a curated record. Gene Ontology annotation, biological process: double-strand break repair via homologous recombination; DNA double-strand break processing involved in repair via single-strand annealing.